AUGUCCAACAGCAGGUCCAUCACCGAGUUCCUCCUCCUGGCAUUCACAAACACACAGGAGAUGAAGCACUUGCACUUCUGGCUCUUCCUGGGCAUCUACCUGGCUGCUCUCCUGGGCAACGGCCUCAUCAUCACUGCCAUCGCCUGUGACCACCCCCUCCACACCCCCAUGUACUUCUUCCUCCUCAACCUCUCCCUCCUCAACCUGGGCUCCAUCUCCACCACUGUGCCCAAAUCCAUGGCCAAUUUCCUCUUGGGAACCAGGGCCAUCUUCUACCAAGGCUGUGCUUCUCAGGUCUUUUACUUUUUAUUUCUAAUGUCAGCAGAGUUUUCCCUUCUCACUGUCAUGUCCUAUGACUGCUAUGUUGCCAUCUGCCAGCCCUUGCACUAUGGGACCCUGCUGGGCAGCAGAGCUUGUGUCCACAUGGCAGCAGCUGCCUGGGGCAGUGGCUUUCUCCAUGCUGUGCUGCACACAGCCAAUACAUUUUCUAUACCACUCUGCCAUGGCAAUGACCUGGAGCAGUUCUUCUAUGAACUUCCCCAGAUCCUCAAGCUCUCCUGCUCAGAUGCCUACCUCAG
Balearica regulorum gibbericeps (East African grey crowned-crane) is the source of this 578-nucleotide messenger RNA. The record is from RefSeq and is a predicted model, not a curated record. NCBI's taxonomy places the organism in Eukaryota, Metazoa, Chordata, Aves, Gruiformes, Gruidae.